UUCCGUCACCGUCACCGUCCACCUUCCGUUUUAUCUCAUCCUCACCGUUCGUCUUCUCCGAUCUAGCUCACCGUCGUCCACCGUAUGAUGGACUCCGUUCACGAUUCCUUUUCGCCGGGAUCUUCUCGUCCUUCGCCGUCGACGCUUUCUCGUGAAGAUUGCUGGAGCGAGGAAGCGACCUUCACGCUCAUCCAAGCCUGGGGUAAUCGCUUCGUCGAGCUUAGCCGUGGUAAUCUCCGUCAGAAACACUGGCAAGAGGUCGCUAACGCCGUUAACGACCGUCACUUCAACUCCGGCCGAAACGUUUCCGCCGCCAAAUCGCAGCCGUAUCGCACCGACGUUCAGUGUAAAAACCGGAUCGAUACUUUGAAGAAGAAGUACAAAGUCGAGAAAGCUAGGGUUUCGGAUUCUAAUCCAGGCUCCUACGUCAGCCCUUGGCCUUUCUUCUCCGCUCUGGAUGACCUUCUCCGGGAAAGCUUUCCGACGUCUAGUACUCCUGAUUCAACUGAUAACAACCCCAACCUGAGGCUAUCACUUCCGAUGGCGAUUAUUCCGGUUCCGGUCGCUCCACGAUCGGCGAUCCCAAGACGUCCGGCGAAUUCUCCGGCGAUUAUACCUCACGUCGGCGACGAUUUACUCGGAUUUCGCGGAAAUCUUAACGCAUUCGCGGCAGCAGCGGCGGCGGCGGCGUGUCCGGCGUCUGAGGAUGAUUCUGAAGGUUCAAGGUCUAGAUCGAGCGGUGGUCGUAGCGGAAGCAACAAGAAGCGGGAGAGGGAAAUUGAGAAGAAGCAAGGUUACAAGGAAGUUGCCGACGCAAUUGAGAGGCUUGGACAGAUAUACGAGAGAGUCGAGGAGAGGAAGAGGAAGGAAAUGGUGGAACUGGAGAAGCAGAGGAUGAGAUUCGCUAAGGAAUUGGAAUGCCAUAGGAUGCAGCUCUUCACUGAGAUGCAGGUUCGUCUUCACAAGCUCCGGCGUACCUCUGGCUCCAAAGAACCGAAUUCUUCUGCCUCCGCCGGUGAGACCUGAAACCUUUCUCUCUCUCUCUCUCUCACCGUAUAUUGCAAUUAUGUGUCCUGCUUCAUUUUGAUUUUACUUUGCUUGUGAUUCUCUGUGCCACUGAAGUAUGAAACAAAUUGAUUUCGAACAUAGAUGAUGAAUCUGAAUCGGGGAAAAAGUCAUUUAGUAUAGCAAGUAUUUUGGUAUCUAUGAUGAGUAGGAGGUCCUGGUUACAUCACUCUUUAAUUUGUAGCAUUGUUAUUGUACCUUGAGACUGGAAACAUUCUCACAAUGACUGACAUGAGCAAUAUAGUUGGGAAGCUGUUCCAUGAGCUAAAAAAAUUGAAUCUGCUUCUGUUUUUUUUGCUGCUAGAUUAAGCAUGAGUGCUUUUAUAUACUGGUACGAUGAUGAUUUCCUCUAUUGCUUUUCUAUUUUAAGUGUGACGGCCAAGAACUGUUUCCCUUCAUAUACAUUGUUGAGAUUUUGGUGAUUGAGAAGAUUGUGAGUUUACAUACUAAUUGCUUCGAAAGUUAGGAAAUAAUGGUAUCGAUGUUUGAAAAGACAAUUCAUGAUAUGUUGGAGAAUCAGGUUUGAUUUAGAGGGACAAUGCUUGAGAUGAUGCUGAAGAAUGAAUCUCUGAGAACAAACUAUAUAGUAUAUGACACAUGAUAAUAGAUAGGUCAAAGAGACUUGCAGCCAUUGAGAUGUAGUC
Molecule: messenger RNA, 1709 nt
Organism: Camelina sativa (false flax)
Lineage: Eukaryota; Viridiplantae; Streptophyta; Magnoliopsida; Brassicales; Brassicaceae
Source: RefSeq, a predicted model, not a curated record